Molecule: messenger RNA, 877 nt
Organism: Pseudophryne corroboree (corroboree frog)
Lineage: Eukaryota; Metazoa; Chordata; Amphibia; Anura; Myobatrachidae
Gene: CTXND2
Product: cortexin domain containing 2
Source: RefSeq, a predicted model, not a curated record
GAGAGAAGAAGAGAAGGGACACCACGAUGGACGACCCCACCUUAUUACCCCUUGUGGAUGUGGAUAAAGGGUUUGCCAUCGCCUUGUUCCUGCUCCUGUGUAUUUUUCUGGCCAUGAUGAUUGUGCGCUGCGCCAGGCUCAUAAUGGACCCUUAUAAGGACAUCCCAAAUUCCAUGUGGGAGGACCAAUAGGAAGUUCUUGGCAGACAAAGGAGAAUUCUUAGGAUAUUAAUGCUGUGGAAAGCCUUUGAUCAUAUGGCACAGGAAAACGUGGCCUACCACAGCUACAGGCCUUUCCUCUACAAUGGCUCACAUCAGGCAGAACACUACAGUAGCACAUAUCUCCAAAAUCACUGCCUUUACUUGGGAGAGACUGUGAAGGAUUAUGGGAAAAGAAACUGCCACAUCAGCACUCCCUUGAUGCGCCAUAAAUUAUGCUAAUUUCAUUAGCGAAAUGUGCUGGUUUCCAAUGCACAUUUGUUGUCAUUCAUCUGCAAGAGAAUCCGAGGAACUGUCCAACAGUUCAUUUAGUACUCAGCAGCCCGCUGAAAAUAUAAGCAGCAAGCAGUGCGGUUCUCCUAUGUGCAGCCCCUUCCAGCAAAAAAAUGGCAGAGGAGGUUUUCCAAUUGACAGCUAAACGGAAUCCGGCAUAUAAUCAGGGUUAUUUACAGGACAACUAAGCACAUCCUUAUUCAGUUACGUUCCAAAUGACAUGUUUCCAUGCAUUAACUUUACUGGAACAUACACCAAUAUAAUACACAUGUGAUGUAUGUAUGUAUGUGUAUAUAUACACACACACACACACACACACACACACACACACACACACACACACACACACACACACACACACACACACACACACACACACACACACA